GAACCUCGGCUGAGAAUCAGCUAUAGAUUUAGUCCUCGCAUCAAGCAGGAAAACAGCAAUCAAAGUAAACCUUCUUCAACCAUGGCAGACACAACAAAAGACUGGCAAUCCAAAGCCGCAGCAAAACGCGCAGCAGAGCUCUCCAAAAUCCCUCAAGAAUGGCGCCUCCCUCAAGAAUACCUCACCGGAAACGAAACAACUCCCAUCUCCGUCCUCGACAUACCCUCCAAAUGCGGCAUCCUCUCCCCAACCGAACUCGAAAUCACACAACUCACCGCAACCUCUCUCGCCCAAAAAGUCCAAUCCGGCACCCUCAAAGCCUCCACCGUCGCCCAAGCCUUCUGCAAACGCGCCGCAAUCGCCCAACAACUCACAAACUGCCUCACAGAAACCUUCUUCUCCGACGCUCUCACUCGAGGCGCCCAACUCGACGCUUACCUCACCGAACACGGAAAACCUGUCGGACCUCUCCACGGUGUCCCUAUAUCCAUCAAGGAUUCUUUCCGAUAUAAAGGCGUGCAAUCUUCACUGGGGUUUGUUUCGUUUUUGGAGAGGGGAGUUGAUGAGGAGAAUUCUCCGUUGGUGGAUUUGUUGUUGGGUCUGGGGGCGAUUUUGUAUUGUAAGACGAAUGUGCCGCUUACGCUUAUGACGGCGGAUAGUCAUAAUAAUGUUUUUGGACGGGUGUUGAAUCCGGGGAAUUUGAGGUUGGGGGCGGGAGGGAGUAGUGGGGGGGAGGGAGCGUUGGUGGCUUUUAGGGGGUCGGUGAUUGCUUUUGUUGCUUAGAUUGGUGGGAGUGUGAGAAUACCAGCUUUGUGCAACGGCACAUAUGGCUUCAAGCCAACCCCAGGCCGAAUACCCUACGGAAACCAAGCUUGGUGCUCAGCACGCGGAAGUCCCGGUUUCCCAGCAUGCGCCGGUCCCCUCGCAAACUCCUUCGAAGACACAGCAUUCUUCCUACGUACCAUCCUCUCAGCCUCACCCUGGGACCACGACGCCACAGCAAUAUUCUACCCCUGGCGCUCCGCAAUCGCCGACCAAACCCCCUCAAAACUUCGCAUAGGCUACUACAUCGAAGACCCAUCCUUCCCCACUCACCCACCAGUCCGCCGAACCCUCGACGAAGCAGCGAAAGCCCUCGCAGCAGCCGGCCACGAAAUCAUAGUAUUGAACAACACCCCCUCAAUCAAAACCUCCGUAGACCUCGCAACAGCGUACUGGUCCAUGGACAACACCCGAACAUUCCUCAAAAAUAUCGAAGCUGGAGGUGAACCUCUUAUUCCUUCUUUACAACGUACAUUGGGUACAAUGGUGGCGAAACCAGAAGGUUAUACACUCGAAGAACUCUUCGGCGUCAAUGUCCUUGCUGGAGAAUAUAAAGCCCUCUGGCACGACUUAUGGAUCGCGAAUAAACUCGAUAUCAUCCUCUGUCCUCCUGCGCAGACGACUGCUGUACCACAUGAUGAUUUCGGUGUACCGCAUUAUACGAUUUUGUGGAAUUUGUUGCAGUAUCCGGGGUUGAUUAUUCCGGUGGGGAAGGUCGAUAAGGCUGUUGAUCGGGAUGAGUUGGCGAAGCCGGAGGUGGAGACGAAUCGGAUUUAUCGAAGUGAAGACGUGCAUGGUGCACCUACGUCGAUACAACUUGUUACGAGAGCAAUGCAGGAUGAAGAGCUCGUUAGUUAUGCCAGGGUUAUUGAUAAAGUGCUGAAAGGUACUUGA
This is a messenger RNA of Cercospora beticola, 1716 nucleotides long. The record is from RefSeq and is a predicted model, not a curated record. Lineage: Eukaryota; Fungi; Ascomycota; Dothideomycetes; Mycosphaerellales; Mycosphaerellaceae.